AUGCGGAACAUGGGCUUCGGCUACUUUGGGGGCAAGAAGGCCGCGGCGCCCGCGCCCGCGCCGGCGACGUCCAAGGCGCCGGCGCCGGCGCCCGCCGGCGCCAAGCCCCGGCCGCGGACGCCCGAGGCGCUCGCGCCGCCGACGCCGCCGAGCCGCCUCAAGGGCGCGGUGCGGAGCUCGAUGCGUUUAUGGAAGGACGGGCGGCCCACGCCCGACGAGACGCCGCCCUGGGCGCCGGACAAGCAGCACCCGAGCCUGCGGGGCAGCAUCAAGGCCGCGACGCUCUUCGGCGGCCGCGGCGGCGACGGCUUCUUCGCGCCCGCGCCCGCGCCGGCCUUCGACCCCCGGGCCAAGCUCAAGGCCGCCGCGCGGUCGUCGACGUCGGCCAUGAGCCUCUUCGGCGGCGCCAAGGAGAAGGGCGAGGAGCGCGCGGAGCAGGCGCGCAAGGCCAAGGAGGAGAAGGGGCCCGAGAGCGUCGACGAGGCCAAGUCCUACUUCCAGCGCCGCCGCUCCGAGCGCGCCGAGGCCAAGGCGAAGCGCGAGCGCGAGGAGAAGGAGCGCUUCGACAACUCGCGCCUCGGCAAGCUCCAGCGCGAGCAGGAGCUCGCGGCCCUGCGCGAGCAGGGCGAGGCCGCGGCGCCCGCGCCCGCGCCCGCGCCCGCGCCGAAGGGGUAA
Aureococcus anophagefferens is the source of this 675-nucleotide messenger RNA. RefSeq lists its product as hypothetical. The coding region runs from base 1 to 675 and encodes 224 amino acids. Lineage: Eukaryota; Pelagophyceae; Pelagomonadales; Pelagomonadaceae. The record is from RefSeq and is a predicted model, not a curated record. The transcript has a single exon.